CCCUGGCCCUCGAGAGGGCGCCAUAUAAAAUGGCUUCCUCGAUUUUGGUUGCGGAUUAUGGGUCGUCUGAUGCAGAAAGUGAGGAGGAAACUUCAUCGGAGAAAUCUCAGCAAGUGGAGAGAGGCUUGCAGCCACCAGCAGGAGUAAAUCUACUCGCCAGCACUGGUGACAAAUCAGACAGUGAUGCAGACAGUGAUGGGGAUGUCAAAGGAGUAAGGACUAGCACAACGUCUUCCAAGACAAAGACAAAUACCGCGGGUGACAAAGAGCUGGAGAAGUUGCCUCUGCCCAGUGCGUUUGGGACGGAUAUCCAACACAGACCGCUGGGGACAACAGCAGGGCCAGCGUCCUCCUCCAUCUAUGCUAACCCAUUUGAGCAGGCAGAGCAGCACAAACUGUCCAUUCUAGAGCAGCACGUCAAGCUCACCUCAACCCAGGGGAAGGAGGCAGAGCUUGGGGGCAAGAAGACAAUCUGUUGGAAGUUCCGAAAAGGCAGGUGCCGCUUCGGACACACUUGCAAGUUUGCCCACGACAGCGACAUCCCCACAAUGCUGGCCCCAAGCAGCCAGGCAGAGGGGAUGAGCAACGAUCCGGCAGUGAACAGUAGGAUUGGCUAUCCGGUGCAAACCAGGGGGGUUUAUGAUCAGGGGUUAUGGACCGAGCAAGGGGCGGAAGAGGAUGGUAAUGAUGGGGAACAGUUGAAGCGAAAGCGACGGCCAGGCUUGAGCCAGACCCUCAACCCUUCCAAGAAAGUGAUGACAGCUUUCUCCAGGCAAAGGAGUAGAGCGAGCCCUUGGUCACAGCACAGAUGAAGUUUUCCAUGGCAGCUUACUCCAAUCCACAAUCCUCUCCAAGCACAGGACAUUACAUUGCCACGAUUUCCAAAGAUCAUCUGGAAAUCUUGCUGUUAGUCCUGGCAGCACCAGACAGCCAUCGUUGAUAACAAGAUCCCCAAAAAUGCCCUCCCUAGUAGGCCAUGUAAUCAUUCAAAAUUUGAUGGCUUUUGACAGUACUUGUACUUCAGUGACAGUACUCACUCACUGAGAAUAAAGAUUGUGGAUGUUUAUUAAUUUUGGAAACACAAGCCUUUGUCCAAGUGUCCCAAAGAUACUAAUAAAAAAAUAGUACUUGUUGCAAUAUUUGUACUUCUAUAUGAUAAGCAGCACUGCUGGGGAUACAUGUAGGUUUAUUGAGAACAAAAUGUCAGGAUGCCACAUGCAAGGCAGCAUUUUUUAGAAGUUUUCUCUUUCAGUCUUCCCAUUUAGCAAUUGUUAAGGGUUUCUGUAUAAAUAUUUGAUCCAGAAUUACCAAAUCUAGCUGCUCGACCUUGAUGCUGCUAGAAUACUGUAUCAAGAAAGAAGGAAUUCAAUGAGUAAUAUACUUGUUUAUGUAAGGGUCAUUCCAUGUCAGAACAACACACCUUUUGACCUUAGGUCUUCAGAUUUUUAUAAAAAUUGCUGUGAUUGUAGACACCAAUGAAAGAUAGAUACAUGCCAAUUUUUAGAGGAAUCCACCCUUCCAUGUGGUCGGGGCAGAUGUCCAAAAAAUGGACAGUUUUAACUUAAAAAUCUGCCUUUUAAGUGAAAAUGAAACUUAAGGUUCAAAAUUUC
This is a messenger RNA of Acanthaster planci (crown-of-thorns starfish), 1610 nucleotides long. RefSeq lists its product as uncharacterized. Gene Ontology annotation, molecular function: metal ion binding. Lineage: Eukaryota; Metazoa; Echinodermata; Asteroidea; Valvatida; Acanthasteridae. The record is from RefSeq and is a predicted model, not a curated record.